AGACAACAACAAAUCAUUCGACUUUAGUACUUGCAGACUAUAGAUCAAUGGCGGCUAUGUUCGGCUUGAUUCGGGAUGUAUCUCCUCAAUCAAGGAUUUGGGGUUUGAGAUUAAGGGUGGUGCGGAUGUAUUACUCACGGAGUGAAGAUGGCGAAGUGAGGACUUUGGAAUGCGUGUUUCACGACAGAGAGGGCGAUCGUAUCCAUGGAACGAUUCGUAAUUUUUUGAUAGCAAAGUUUAAGGAUUCAAUGAAAGAGGGAGGGGUUUAUGCAAUCGGCAAUUUCGUGGUGGCAUACGAUGGGAAAAAAUACAAGACCACACCCAACAAGUUCAAGAUACUUUUUAUGCCAAAGACUCAAAUUACGGAUCAUGAUGAUCCUAAGUUCUUGAAUGAUCUGUAUAAAUUCAAAUCUUUUGAGAGCGUGUUGACGGCAAACGUAUUGGAU
Cuscuta epithymum is the source of this 446-nucleotide messenger RNA. Lineage: Eukaryota; Viridiplantae; Streptophyta; Magnoliopsida; Solanales; Convolvulaceae. The record is from the annotation of a GenBank genome assembly.